GAGGUGUUGUGGAUAAAGAUCUCAGACAGUACCUCAACCUGCGUUUCCAGAAGGGCUCUUUGGACCACGAGCUGCAGCAAAUCAUUCGGGACAACCUCUAUCUGCGAACAGUACCUUGUACAACCAGGCAGCCCAGAGAAGGAGAAGUUCCUGGAGUAGACUAUAAUUUUGUGACCGUUGAGCGUUUUGUGGAGUUAGAGAGAAGUGGAGCUUUGCUGGAAAGUGGAACUUAUGAAGAUAACUAUUACGGCACACCAAAGCCCCCGGCGGAGCCCAGUCCACUGCUGCUGAAUGUAGCAGAGCAGCUGCUGCCCGGAGCAACACCCACAUCACAGGGCAAACGCAGGCGCAACAAGUCCGUCAGCAACAUGGAGAAGGCUGGCAUUGAGCCUCCCGAGGAGGAGGAGGAGGAGAGACCCGUCAUUAACGGCAAUGGAGUCGCCAUCACACCAGAGUCAAGUGAACAUGAAGACAAGAGUACAGACGCCUCAGGAGAGAUGGCUACCACAUGCCCCUCCGAGACCUCCACAGAUGUCCCUAAAGAAGAUACAGAACCACCAAAAUCGCCACCCAAACCAGAUGAAAACGAUGAACUGGGUCCUCUGCCAGAUAACUGGGAGAUGGCAUACACUGAGAAAGGAGAAGUGUACUUUAUAGACCACAAUACGAAGACAACAUCCUGGUUGGACCCCCGGCUCGCAAAGAAAGCAAAGCCCCCCGAAGAAUGCAAGGAAAAUGAGCUUCCUUAUGGCUGGGAGAAAAUUGAUGACCCUAUUUAUGGAACCUACUAUGUUGAUCACAUAAACCGCAGGACUCAGUUCGAGAACCCAGUUUUAGAGGCCAAGAGAAGAUUGCAACACCAGCAGCAGAUGCAGAGUCAGGGCUUGUCCUCUCUCCCCCUACCUGCAGUUUACAGAGAGAAGCCUCUGUUCACGAGGGACCCCACGCAACUGAAAGGCAGCUUUCUGUCUACACCUCUGCAGAAAAGCAACAUGGGAUUUGGCUUCACUAUCAUUGGCGGUGAUGAACCAGAUGAGUUUCUACAGGUCAAAAGUGUCAUACCGGACGGGCCUGCAGCACAGGAUGGCAAAAUGGCUACAGGAGAUGUGAUCGUCUAUAUCAACGACGUCUGCGUCCUGGGCACCACCCAUGCUGAUGUUGUAAAGCUAUUCCAAUCAGUGCCAAUUGGACAAAGCGUAACCCUUGUCCUUUGCAGGGGUUACCCUCUUCCUUAUGACCCAGAGGAUGCAGCAAACACCUUACUAUCCCCCCUCGGCCUCAUUGAUCGCCCUCUGCUGGUCAACGGACGGAAUAGCUACGACAGCUACAUGGAGUACAUCUCCCGCACCGCCCGUUUCGUCGACCCCCUUCAAACAACGAUGGUGCAGCCUCACCCUGGAGACACCCACCUGGACGCCGGGCCACUGGAGGACAGCGUCUCGAUGGCGUCGUCUGGAGCGGCUGGAGGAGAGCUGCUAACGAUUAACAUGGUGAAGGGGGCAGAUGGGUUUGGAUUCACCAUAGCAGACAGUAAUGGAGGGCAAAGAGUGAAGCAGAUUCUGGAGGCUCAAGGAUGCCCGGGGCUGUGUGAGGGAGAUCUGAUUGUGGAAAUUAACCAGCAACCUGCGCUAACACUGUCACACACGCAAGUGGUGGAGCUGCUAAAAGAGUGUCCGAUUGGGACGGAGGCCACAUUGGUCAUACAAAGAGGAGGCACAGGUCACUUUUCCCCUUGGAAGACCACUAAACAGGUUUUGGAGCAUUGGGAUCCUCUCAGCAGUCCCACAACUAGUCUAUCUGUCCAUGCUCUUCCUCACAGCGCUCCAUAUCUGCACUGGCCUUCAGGUCCAGAAUUUGACCUGGCCAAACCUGACCCUUAUGACCUGUAUGAGAAGUCCAGGGCUAUCUAUGAGAAUAGGCAGCCAGGCCUUCCUCGAGCGUCCCUCCCUGCUGACCCCUCCGCAGAGUUCCAGGAGGUGGAGGUGCACCUACGCAGACAGAAGUCCGGUUUUGGCUUCAGGAUCCUGGGCGGAGAGGAACCAGGACAGCCUGUGAGUCCGAAGGCUCAGGAGAAGAUCCUGAUUGGGGCGAUCAUUGAGAAGAGUCCUGCUGAUAAAGACGGUCGUCUGCGGCCUGGAGAUGAGCUGAUUUCAGUCGAUGGGAUCGUGGUGGCUGGAAAACCUCACCGUUACGUCAUUGACCUCAUGCAUGGGGCAGCCCGAACGGGACAGGUCAAGCUCACUGUACGACGAAGAGUUCAGCCCACAGGCGAACCUUUUCCAGAGAACGGCCGCAGUCCUGGAUCAACACAACACAGUUCCCCGAGAAGUGACUUCAACUCCCGAAUGUUCUGUAACAACUCUGCCCCCUCUCAAAACUCCGCCCCAUCCACCACAGGCUCCUCCCCUCCAGACACAGCAGCCAAUCAGAAUGCACAGCCUAAUGACGUAUCCAUCCAGCGCAAGGAGACCGAAGGAUUCGGAUUUGUCAUUAUCAGUUCACUAAACAGGCCCGAAACUGCAGCCGCUGCUGCUGUGCCUCAUAAGAUCGGCCGCAUCAUUGAGGGAAGUCCAGCAGACCACUGUGGGAAGCUUAAGGUUGGAGAUCGUAUUCUGGCCGUCAACAAUCAAUCAAUCGUCAACAUGCCGCAUGCCGACAUCGUCAAACUGAUCAAGGACGCCGGACUAAGUGUCACACUCAGGAUCAUCCCUCAGGAGGAGACUAACAGCACUCCUUCUGCAGGCAGCUCAGAGAAGCAAAGUCCUAUGGCCCAGCCAAGUCCAGUGUGUCAACCUAACACUGUGAACCAGACCGGUGCAGCCCCUCUAGCAAACUCCAAUGCUCAACAAAACUCUGCUCCUCAACCCAGUCCCAUAAAGCAACCCAUUUCAGAAGCACAGCCGAGCCUUGUCACUCAAAACAGCCCAGCCAAUCAUCCCAGCUCAGUGACCCAACAGAACCCGCAAACUCAGCCAGUACAAACUUACAGCCACGACAGCAGCUACAGGUCAGAGGUGAAAGCCAGGCAGGAUGUAAAACCCGACAUUCGGCAGCCAUUUACUGAUUACCGUCAACCUCCGGUGGACUACAGACACCCUCCUGUAGCAGAUUAUAGACAGCCCCCAACGCUGGAUUACAGACACCCACCACUGCUGGACUACAGACCGCUACCUGCUGACCCUCGCACCUUUCCCUUACCAGACUACAGGAUGCCACAGGAUUUUGAUUUCUUCACGGUUGAGUUGGAAAAGGGGAUGAAAGGUUUUGGCUUUAGUAUUCGUGGAGGUCGUGAGUAUAAGAUGGACCUGUUUGUUCUGAGAUUGGCUGAAGACGGACCAGCCAUACGCAAUGGGAGGAUGAGGGUUGGUGAUCAAAUCAUUGAGAUAAAUGGGGAGAGCACGAGGGAUAUGACCCACGCUCGGGCUAUUGAGCUCAUCAAAUCGGGUGGCCGUAGAGUUCGCCUGUUGCUCAAGAGAGGCACAGGGCAGGUCCCUGAGUAUG
Danio rerio (zebrafish) is the source of this 3501-nucleotide messenger RNA. RefSeq names its product membrane associated guanylate kinase, WW and PDZ domain containing 2a (gene magi2a). Gene Ontology annotation, cellular component: cytoplasm; photoreceptor outer segment; centriole. Gene Ontology annotation, molecular function: transferase activity; nucleotide binding; ATP binding. NCBI's taxonomy places the organism in Eukaryota, Metazoa, Chordata, Actinopteri, Cypriniformes, Danionidae. The record is from RefSeq and is marked validated.